AUGCCCUUACAAGAAUUACUUGUACUCGCAGUCCACAUUCUCUGCUCUGUACAACUUUUGCAGUGCGUCAAACUCCGCGAUAUCACCAGAUCCCAUCUUUCCUCUCAUCUCGUGACUCAAUUAUACCCAAGAAGUCCAUCUGUUCUGUCUUGGAGAAUUUCCAGUACGUUCCCGUGCACCAUCAUGAGCGACCCUUUGUCGUUGUACAACCAGCACAUCGAGUCCGCAAUUCGUCGCGAAGAUGGUACUCAACUUCGAGAACUUCUAAGGAUAAGGUCUCUAGAAGCUGCACAUGCUACGGAAAUUUACAUAGUUGAAGGAGGUUCAGUCCCUUCACCGAUGCCAGAUGCAUGGGAAGUCAUUCCAGAUAUCGUCCAGAAACGCUUUGCAGCAGGCGGUGCUCUCACUGCAAACGACUGGGUUUCUUGCAGUGAGCAUCUCUCCGAAUGUCUCACUGCUUUCAUCAAUGUUGUGCAGUCAGAGAGCGCAUGGGUGCUUCCUGCUCUACACGCACUGUGCACUGACCUACGAGUCGUUGCCGGAGAGGCGGACAAACAGUUGUUCAAAGAGAGAAUGAAAAAGCGCAUGCUGGAGAAGUCUGAACGAAUCCUGAAGCGAGCGUUUAUGACGACCAACAAUGACCGACGCACGAUGGAAGAAGGAUCAAAGCGAGCUGGUACUUUGGCUAUCAUCAAUCAGCUGCUCAAAGUGUAUUUCAGCCUAAACAAUCUAAGGCUAUGCGCUAAUCUCACUCGAACAGUCAACGCCCCAAAUUUCCCACCAUUUGAAAACUACUCAAUUUCAGACCGCGUGACGUACAAGUUCUUCUCUGGAAGGCUACACCUUUACGAUGAUCGAGUGCGCGAGGCGACCGUCGAUCUCACGUAUGCGUUUUCUCACAUGCAUCAAGACCAGUUUGAGAACCUGCGGCAUGUGCUGUUGUACCUUAUACCAGCCCAGAUUUUGACAGGACUUCUUCCGUCAGAGAAAAUGCUGCGGAAAUACAAUAUGCAUUGGUACAUGAAGAUAUCAGAAGCCAUAAGAACAGGCAACUUGCGUCUGUUCGAUGACGCUGUUGAACAGUAUGAAGAAUUCUUCAUCACAAGAGCUUUGUGGCUUGCUGUGGAAAAAAUGCGACCUUUAGUUUACCGUUCGCUUAUCCGAAGAGUGGGCAACUCUAUAUCGGAUGCGACCGAAAUCCAGAACAAAAUACCACUCGACAAGAUCCGAAUCGCUCUGCUCAUGUGUCAGAAGGAAAUGGAUUUGGACGAAAUUGAAUGUGUUGUUGCGAAUUUGAUCUAUUGCAACUAUAUCAAAGGUUACAUCUCGCACAAGGUAGGCUACUUGGUCCUGUCGAAAAAAGACCCGUUCCCCCAGCUUCAGGUGUGA
Messenger RNA from Chondrus crispus (carragheen), 1389 nucleotides. RefSeq lists its product as hypothetical. Gene Ontology annotation, cellular component: transcription export complex 2. Gene Ontology annotation, molecular function: double-stranded DNA binding; RNA binding. Lineage: Eukaryota; Rhodophyta; Florideophyceae; Gigartinales; Gigartinaceae. The record is from RefSeq and is a predicted model, not a curated record. The transcript has a single exon. Bases 1 to 1389 code for a protein of 462 amino acids. Gene Ontology annotation, biological process: transcription elongation by RNA polymerase II; poly(A)+ mRNA export from nucleus; post-transcriptional tethering of RNA polymerase II gene DNA at nuclear periphery.